AUGUUGGUAAUUAAUAGAACACUCGUAUCGUAUUUUAAUACAGUUUUUAUUGCAGCUUUGUUCGUCUAUGUAUCCGCACAGUACGCAUACACCCCACGCGUGUUCUUCACCAAGUUCUUCAAUUUACUAUCUGUGGACGUGCCACAAAUGAAGGACGCGUUCGUCAAGAAGAACUGCAGUACGUGCCCCGGGGUUUACUACCCCGUAUGUGGGACAGAUAACCAAACCUACUUGAACGAGUGCAAAUUGCACUGCCUCAAUAAACGUAUGAAUAAGAAAAAGCCAGUCGAAAUGGUCAGGACCGGUCCGUGCUUCGUCUUUCCGGAGUUGAAUGCGGAAUAA
Messenger RNA from Leptosia nina, 342 nucleotides. The record is from the annotation of a GenBank genome assembly. NCBI's taxonomy places the organism in Eukaryota, Metazoa, Arthropoda, Insecta, Lepidoptera, Pieridae.